Messenger RNA from Paramecium primaurelia, 632 nucleotides. NCBI's taxonomy places the organism in Eukaryota, Ciliophora, Oligohymenophorea, Peniculida, Parameciidae. The record is from the annotation of a GenBank genome assembly.
AUGAUUAUUGAGGAAUAAAUUGAAGAAAAUUUGAUAUUUAAAGUCAUUAAUAGAAUAAAAGUGAAAUAUCAAAGAAAAAUAGACAGGUAGAUGAUACUAAAUAGAUUAGAUACAUUUUGUAUAAGAAGUCUAGAUGGUUUUUCAAUCUAUUAUUGAUUUUAUUGUAUGCUAAUAGGAUUUAUAAUAUUGGUGGAUUUUACAUUGUUACAUAUAUAUACUGUGUUUAUCAAUUGUAAUUAAUAAUUGAAUAUUUCACUCCUCUUGGUUUACCACCAGUUAAUUUUGAAGAUGAUGAAAAUGAAGAUGAUUAAUUCCAAAAUGAUUGUAAAGCUUUAAAAUUGAUAUGAAAAGUUGUGGAAUUACCAACGACGAUAAGUAAUAAGAAUGAAUUAAAUGAUAAAGAAUUUAGACCAUUGUUGAGAACAACAUCAGAAUUUAAAGCUUGGUAAAAGAGUGUAUUUUCAGUAAUCAUGGCUUAUUUGUGUACAUACAUACCAUUAUGGAAUAUACCUGUAUAUUGGCCAUUUUUAUUUGGCUAUUUCUUUAUUAUCGUUGGAAUGAGUAUACGCAAAUAUAUAAAGCAUAUGAAAAAAUAUGGCUAUACGAUUCUUGAUUUUACAAAAAAAAAGUGA